AUGAUGAUGACUACGGAAAGAGUUUCAGUGCAAUUGAUUGAAAUCGAAGAUCUGCAAUUAUCCACCAUUCUUUUGAUUUCAAAUUCCAUAUAUCCGUCAUCGAGUCUGAUACUUAUUGAAGAUGAUGAUGACAAAGAAGUGUGGCUUCAGGAAUCCUUGAAUGUCUGCAAAUGCUCCACAGCUUGUGAUGCAGUGUGGUGUGGUGCAUUGGGCAAGAUAUUGCUGCGACUACAUAUACAGAAAGCAUUUUAUGUUUUGGAUCUUGUGUCUGCUGGAGGAAAAGCAGAUUUAUUUAUAAAUACAAUCAAACAGAAGAUGUUGAACUGUAUAGGGCUUGAUAAUGGGGAAGCGAAGUGGGGUAUCUCUUCAUCUUCAGACAUCAAAGAUUGUUCAUAUCAUCAGGAUGGCGAUGAGUAUGCACUGUGCAGUGUUCCCAGUGACAAAUGCGUUGAUGGCCUUCUAGAAGGGUCUCUGAGGCUCUUGGAUAUCUGCAGUACAGCUAAAGAAUGCUUACUAGUAUCAAAGGAAAGCCUGCAUGAUCUUCACUCAGUAAUCCGAAGAAGGAAAGAUGUACUUCUUCAUGAGCGUCAAGAGAAUUGGGUGGAUGAGAUUUUGGAUGGAUCCCUAAGGCUCUUAGAUGUGUGUACUUCUGCCAAAGAUGCUUUACUGCACACAAAAGAAUGCGCACGUGAACUUCAUUCCAUCAUAAGAAGGAAGAGGGGUGGUGAGGUGGAGUUGACAGCAGAGUCAUCGAGUCUGUCACUUAUUAAAGAUGAUGAUGACAAACAAAUGAUAGCUUCACAAUUCUUGAAGCUGCACAAAUUGUCCUCAACUUGUGAUGCAAUGGGGUGUGGUGCAUUGGAAGGGCAUCUUUGGUUUCCGUACAUGCAUCAAGGAGCCUUAGAGAUCCAUCCAAGAGAUCAUCCACCCAUUUCUCUUGGCGUUCCUGGACAAGUGCUUCUUGAGUUAGGGGUAACUGAACCAACUUUUCAAUGCACUCGUGCAAAUCUAGAAGGCUAG
This is a messenger RNA of Sphenostylis stenocarpa, 1020 nucleotides long. Lineage: Eukaryota; Viridiplantae; Streptophyta; Magnoliopsida; Fabales; Fabaceae. The record is from the annotation of a GenBank genome assembly.